This is a messenger RNA of Triplophysa dalaica, 3278 nucleotides long. Its product is annotated as centrosome-associated protein 350. Gene Ontology annotation, molecular function: microtubule binding. The record is from RefSeq and is a predicted model, not a curated record. Gene Ontology annotation, biological process: microtubule anchoring. Bases 1037 to 2803 code for a protein of 588 amino acids. The transcript has 8 exons. NCBI's taxonomy places the organism in Eukaryota, Metazoa, Chordata, Actinopteri, Cypriniformes, Nemacheilidae. Gene Ontology annotation, cellular component: centrosome.
UCCAAGCUGACUGUUCUCGACUCGACCACAACAGCAAGUUAAGACGAUAUUCUGGGAGUGGCAACAGCGUCUCACAGAGGACCUGAAGGAGGACAGUGUGCUUCUCCCCAGGCCGCUCGCUUGCAACCGAGCCCCCAUGUGAUGGCAGUAUGCCAGUCAUGAACAGGUCAGGUUUAUUAAGCAAGGCAGGUUUGAGGAAGCUCCUGCAGUCAGAUGAAGUAUGGAGUUUAGCAAGAAAAAGGAACCAAGUGGAACUGGUCCCAGCCGAGCAGGACAUCCAACAAAUCACAGAAUCGAGCAAUUCUCCAUCCAGUCCAUCUCACAGGUACUGCUGGCAGAGCCAGGCUCCCCUACGCCUCAUAAACCCUGAAAGAAAAGCCAAGAGUGAAGGAGCCGGCACUGCAUGUCAUCAUGACCCUGUGAAGACUUUGAGAACAGUACCUGACGUUAGUGAGCAUGAUAAGAAGGACGUUCACACGCCCAAAAGUAUUGAGUCCUGCAGAGGCGAGAGAUUCCAACACCCAGCUGAAGGGCCACUGAUGCCUGUUUUGAAUAUACCGUGGUCCAAACUCGACCCUGAGUCUCAUCCAUGUUCAGACAGGAUACCAUGUUCUGACACACCAGAUGACCUCCAGUUGCACUCCAAGGAGAUUUGUAUCCAACCCAAAGACCAAGGGAACGUAAAGAAGACAUCAGUAGUCCACAGCAGUUCCACACCUGAAACUAAAGCUCUUAAUGUAAAGAACAAUCAGAGAUCGAAUACUGUGCUGUUAAUAAACAACAACCAUGAUGUCUGUGAUAAGAAAUCUUCGAUUUCAUAUUUAAAAUCUGAUUGUGAGUGUCAACGAAAUAUUCAGGCAAGUGCAAAUACGACAAUCGUAGAAAAUCCACUUUUUGAAAACCUGAUCCUGAAAGCGGAAGAUGCUGAUUCAAGACAGACAGAGACGGUUUAGCUUGUGAAGAAAAGUCAGAGUCCGUUUCAAUCCACAGUAAACAACUCUCUUGGUCUGAGGAGGAGAAGGACCGACUCAAUGACAUGAGCUCUUUAGUGUUUGCUGAAAAGUACAUUGUGGUUCCGGAAAGUUCUCAGUUUGAGCUUAAUUUCAACAAUAAAGAUGGUGAAGGGCGAACGACUGCAGAGCCUUUUCUCUCAGAGAUUCUCUCGCCUGUAGAUGAAGUUUUGUCGUACGGAAGUGCAGAACUUCCUCCCUCCGUCAGAGGACUUGACAGCUACAGUUGUCCUCCUCAUCCUGCCUUUGAGAUCAUCACAUGGACCAGUGAGGAGGAACUUCAAGUUCCAGCUGAUGUUCUAGAAGAUCUCUCUAUUAACAGCGAGAACGUCCCUCCUCUCCCUGCGGAUGUAACUUUGAGAAGAAGAGAGUCUCAAAGUCUUUGCGACGAUGGAGAUCUCUGUAAAACCUUCACCUCGAGCACGUGCGAGGACGAUGAGAACGAUUGCUCUGAAUACACAAGUUCGCUUCUUGAUGAUGUGAAAAAUGCAGAUCCUUUGUCCUCCUUUCAGAUUGGAGACAGAGUUGUCUUGUGUAACUCCAGAGCUGGUGUGCUGAAGUACAAAGGACUCGCCGCGUUCGCAGAUGGAUUUUGGGCGGGUGUGGCGUUGGACACCCCUAUUGGAAACCAUAAUGGAACAUUCAGAGGUGUGAAAUAUUUCGGCUGUGAUGAAAGUCACGGCGUCCUGGUCAGAGCGGAGGACAUCUCUCACAUACACACAGAACAUGGUAGUGAUGUAGAGACGGGGGUGGAUGAAGAUCCGUUCUCAGAUGAAGAGCAGCAUAGCGCGCAAAGAAAAAAGGAGAAGGACACGUCAUCAUCAGGAGGUGGAAACAAACAACAUCAAGGUAGACGGUGUCCUCUUGGAGAUGAUUCCAUACCACCAAAACAUCAAAACCAACCUCAGGAAGAUAUCACAGAUGAUGCAAAAGAUCUUUCGAGCUCCUCAGAAAUGUCUUCAUCAAGAAUUGUCUAUGAUCUCAUCCGUCAUAAUGGAGAAAACAGGCACCUUGUGGAUGACUCGAAUCAUCCAGUUACUGAGCUGAAACAUGAGUCAGGGGAAAAUAAAAUCCAGUGCACCCAAGAUACCAAAAAGAGACGGAGGCAAAGGAUGAAAUCACUGCAAGAUAUCAUUCCUAUAGACACGGAUGUGAGAAAAAAGGAGGAUGGUUAUUUUACACCACCUCUCUUGGAGCAGUGGCAUCAGGCUCAACCCGACAUGCCACCGAAGAUAAAGGUGCCGCCUCAUGAAGAUGCUAUCGUGUACAGAUUAGCGGAUGCUGCGGUAGAGAUUCUAUGUGGUCAAGCAAACGAUGACACUCUUGACCGUUAUGAAACACCAGACUAUCUUUUAGAUGACAAAAGUCGCAGUGCUUAUAGGCAGGUGAUCUUUCAGUUAACAUCUGAUGUACUACAUGACAUUUUGGGUGAUAUUUUAAGGACAAAACAAUCCUACCAGUAUAUAGAUAAUGAAUCUGCAGCUCUGCAAUCAAGUCACAUUUCAGUCUCGUUUCUGAAGGAAACAGUGAGAAAAGAGAUACAGAAAACACUUAACUUGGAGCGAGAUGAACAACACAUGAUCGAGAUGCUUCAAAAACUAUGCAAAUAUUGGUGUGCCAAGAGAGACAGAGUGGACUAUAUACUGAUUCAGGAACUACAUCAUGAAGAGAGAACUUGGCUGGACUACACAGCUGACCAAUAUACUGUGAAAACACGUCUGACUGAAGAAAUUUUCAGCCUUCUUUUGGAUGACACAAUAUUAACUUUAAAUCAUUUGCAUUUUUCAACCUAAAAGAUGAAAUCAGACAUCAAUUUUUACAUACAUUUUAAAUUGCAUUGAUUUUAUCAUCAUUUUUAACAAAUAGGUUAUGUACUUUACAGUGUUUAUAAAUGCAUAAGAAUGGGACAUGUUUAAUAAACUAUGAUUUAUCAUAAAAUAAGACUACAGCAAAAAUACAGAAACCUGAUUUUAAAUACAUCCAGAAACGUUUUUACUGAACUUUCUCUACUUUUAACUUACUUUUUUUAUUUAUUUAUUUUACUACUUUUAAUUUGUUUACAUUGUUUAUAAAUGUUAGAGUACUUUGCCUGCUAAGCCAUUCAAGCAUACUCACACAUAAAAAUGUUAACAAAAUCUGUUCAUGCAAACCAGUGUUUAAACUUCGUAAUUUAGAUGUACCGAACUGAUAACCAAUUCUAAAAACCACUGUCACAUGCAUUAAAAUAACAUAAAAUAAACAACGUUUUUGUUGAAACACAUUUUCGAG